AUGGGUCCCUUACUUUUCAACACCUUGCUUUACUUUCUGAAGAUAGCAUCCGCCAACAUCUUUGAGUACCAGGCAGAAACCCAGCCUCUUCGACCUUGUGAACUUCAGAGGGAGAAAGCCUUUCAAGGAGGAGAAGACUAUGUUCCACAGUGCUCAACAGAAGGACAUUUCAGGAAUGUACAGUGCAAUAAGAAGACUGACAUUUGCUGGUGUGUAGAUGACAAAGGAGCUGAGGUUGCAGGAACCAAGCAGACGGGAUCUCCUACUGCUUGUUUAUCCUUCUGCCAGCUACAGAAGCAGCGAAUCCUGGUCAGCCGCUACAUCAAUAGCAGCCUCACUUCCUACAUCCCUCAGUGCCUGGAUUCUGGUGCUUUUGACACAAUCCAGUGUGAUGUACGCUUGGAACAGUGCUGGUGUGUGGAUGUUGAAGGCAUGGAGAUCUAUGGUACAAGACAGAAAGGGAAACCAAGACGAUGCCCUGGGAAAUGUGAAAUCCGAGAUCGGCGCAUUCUGCACGGUGUGGGAGAAAAGAGCCCACCCCAGUGCUCAGAUGAUGGGGAAUUUUUGCCUGUUCAGUGCAAGUUCAUCAACACUACAGACCGGAUGGUCUUUGAUCUUGUUCAUCAUUUCAACAGAUUCCCGGAUGUCUUUCGAACAUUUAGUUCUUUCAGGAGUGUCUUUCCAGAAAUCUCUGGCUACUGUUACUGUGCAGACAGUCUAGGGCGGGAACAAGAAGAUACAGGUCUGGAAAUGCUGCUUGAGAAUGUUUACGACACAGUUUUUGCAUCACUGGAGCAGGUCCCUACUUUUAGCGAAACUACGAUGUAUAGGAUCUUGCAGAGACGUUUUCUGGGAGUACAGCUGGCUACAACUGGACGAUUCAGAUGCCCAACCAAGUGUGAAAAAGAAAGAUUCACUGCCAUUCGUUUUGAAGAGAAUUAUAGGCCAUUAUGUGAUGACACAGGAGCCUAUGAGCCAACACAGUGUCAACUGGAUGGAGAGUGUUGGUGUGUGGACACUGAAGGACAGGAGCUCCCUGUAACACGAAGUAAAGGGCAGCGUCCAGCCUGUGGUGAACAACGUAGUUGUGUUGUUGAGAGACAACAGUCUCUGUCCAGGCUCUUUUAUGGCCCCAUUGGACAUUUCAGUCAACAGAGUUUCUUCUCUACUGUCCAAGAUUCACAAAAUACAGCUGUGUCCUCAAGAUCUUGUCCUCCUUCAUUCAAGGAGCUAUUUGUGGAUUCUGGACUGCUCUCUUCCAUCCUAGAAAAUCCAAGUUCUCAAAUCAUCACUUUUGAAUCCAUCCUUACUGAAGCAAUUGGAGGGAUGUUUCCUUCAAGAGAGCUCGCCCAGGUUGCUCUUCAGUUCACCAGCAACCCUAAGCGUUUCCAGGAAAAUCUUUUUGGAGGAAAGUUUCUGAAGAACCUCAUCCAGUUUAACUUCACAGGAGCCAUUGGCCCUAAUGGCAAGUUUAAUUUGGAUCAGUAUUUUCAGAAGAUAUUAGAGAUGAGAGGUGGUUUUUUUGAACUUGCUGAACUACUUUCCCUGGAAGAACCACAGAAGAAGUUCAAUCUGAGCCAGACUCUUGUAGACAGUUUUGGCCGCUCUGUCAACUUGCAGGACAAUCAAAACACAGUCAGGUUUCUAUCUUCCCUCCUUGAAGCCCCAGCAUUUUUCACAUUUCUGCAACAUUUGAUUUCUGUUCCAGAAAGUAUUGCCCAAGAUUUAGGUGAAGUUGCAAGCCUAGUGCUGAAAUCCAAAGGUUGCACAGAGCAGACCAAGGAUUUGUUUGUCCCAGCUUGCACAGAAGAAGGAAAAUACAAGGAAAUGCAAUGUUAUGCAGGGGAUUGCUGGUGUGUGGACCCGAGUGGCAAAGAAAUCCCUGGGACCAAAGUACGUGGGACACAGUUGAGGUGCCCAACAACCUGUGAAAAAGAAAGGGCAAGUCUACAGCAGUUGAAAAAUAGCCAGCCAGCAGGCUUUAAACUGUUUGUACCCUCAUGUACUCAAGAAGGACAGUUCUUGCCACUUCAGUGCCAUGGAAAGAAUUGUUUCUGUGUCAAUUCAGAAGGCAGGACUAUUCCAGGAAAAGAUACCAACACUGGAGGUCCCGUACAGUGUCCUAGUGACUGCCAACUAGCAGGUGGCCAGGCUUUUUUACAAGCUGUCCAGCAACUAUUGUCCGAUCCCACUGCUUUUCCUAAGCUGUCCAGUGUUUACAUCCCACAAUGUAGCCUAGAUGGUCAAUGGAAAGAGGUUCAAUGUAAUGGCCCUCCUGAACAAGUUUUUGAAUGGUAUCAAAGAUGGAUCACCCAGAAUAAUGAUGGCAGAACACUUCCAAUCCCUGACUUGUUAGACAGACUCCUUGACUAUAAGCAGAGAUCCCAGCAAAGCUUUGAAGACUUCAUCAGAAUUCUCUACCAAGAUGGUCACCAGAAGAUCUUCCCAGAGCUCUCCAAAUAUCCUUCCUUUGAUGCAGUUCCUCAAGACGUGCUGGAGGGCAAGACUUCAGUGGGUUCCUCACAAAACCUUUUGCUGGACCCAUUUACUUUCUGGCAGCUUCUUCAGUCAAAUCUCAUCCAUUAUCCAGGAUCAUAUGAGGAUUUUAGUAUCUCACUUGAGCAUUUUGACCUUCGUAAUUGUUGGUGUGUGGAUGAAAAGGGGCAAAUGCGAGGUGACAAAGCUGAUGUGAACAAGAUUCCAGAUUGUCCUGGAGAGUGUGAAGCAGCCAAGCAAGAAGCCCGGAGGUUUGUUGACAAAGUGGAGCAACUCAUCAAAGAGUCAAGCCGCUCUCAUUUUCCUUUUGGGCAGAGCUUUUUAAUGGCCAAAGUGGCCAUGCUCACAGACGACGAGCUUCUGAACAAUUUCUCCCAGUCAGGCAUCACAUUUUCAGAAGAGUUAUUGGCCGGGAGUGAUUACGCCAUUCGGCUGGCAGCACAAUCAACCUUGCAUUUCUAUUGGAAGAGUCUUUUUGCAUCCAAUGAUUCUGCAGGGGAGGCUGUGAGACUUGGAUUUCAGCCUUACAUCCCUCAAUGUGAUGGACUGGGGAACUGGGAACCUGUGCAGUGCUAUGAGAGCUCAGGUCAUUGCUGGUGUGUGGAUGAGAGAGGACGUUAUGUGGAGGACUCUCUUGUGGCACGUUCAUCACGGUUGCCCCAGUGUCAGACACCAUGUCAGCGCUCCCAAGCAAAUGCAUUGAUUUCCAGCUGGAAACCAAAUGGACUGAAGACUAAUGGUGCUUCAGAAGAUCUGUUUACACCAGCCUGCCUAGAGACUGGUGAAUAUGCUGGUGUACAGAAAUCAGACACACGGGCCUGGUGUGUUGAUCCUGUAUCAGGGGAAGUUCUUCAGCAAAGCAGCACUGAUUCAAACCGCGGACCUCAGUGUCUUGGUUCAUGCAACCUGGUGAGAUCCAAAGCUCUCUUGAGGGAAACUGGUGGAGGGAACAUCCCUCAGUGUGAAGCUGAAACUGGAUCCUUCUCACCUGAGCAAUGCAGCGAGGACCAGGAAAGCUGUUGGUGUGUCUUUGAGAAUGGAGAAGAGGCUCCGGGGACAAGAGUCACUGGCAAGCGGCCUUCAUGUGAACGUCCUCAAUGUCCCUUGCCUUUUGACGCCCCUCAAGUGAUUAAUGGUGGUGUUUUUUGCAAUGUCUCGGCCACAAAUCCAAAGAUCCAACACUGCCAACUGAUCUGCUCUAUGGGCUUCCAGAAUGUCUUUUUAGACAGCAAAAUGUUGCUGUGUGAUAUGGAGAAUCAACUUUGGAUAGGAAAUCCACCCCAUUCUCAAUCCUGUCAGAGAAUCCAGCCAUUCCAGAGUGUUCAAACGCAAACACAAUUUCAGCUCCUUCUGCCUCCUGAGAAAGCCUGCAGUCCAGACUACUCUGGCUUGCUGGAGGCAUUCCAGAUCUUCAUUUUGGAUGAAAUGAAGGCUCGCGGCUUUUGCCACAUUCAGGUAAAUACUUUUGAGCACCUGAUACCAGUUCCUGUCUGUGGUAAUUCUGCUGUCCGGGUUCAGUGUUUGGCUGUGGAUCGUUUGGGGGUGAACGUCACGUGGCGAGCUUUGCUUGAGGAUGUUCCAGCAGCCUUGCUUCCUGAUUUGCACAACAUUGAAAAAGCAAUGGUUGGUGCAAAUCUCAUUGGUCGCUUUGAAGAGCUGAUCAGGAGUGGUGGUUUUGUUCUUCACUUGGACAACAAGCAAUUCCAAGCAGACACAUCCUUCCGUUUCUUCAGAAAUGAAGAUUUUGACAUAUCUCCCGAAGUUCAUCUAGAGUGUGGAAGUGGAUUCCAAAAAGUUUCAGCUGCUGAGGGAGUGCCCUCAAAUCUCCAAGGAUGUGUGGUCUGUCCUCCAGGCACCUCCUUCCAGAAUGACACCUGUGUUCCCUGUCCAUCUGGGUCCUAUCAAGAUGAAACUGGAAGCUCUUUCUGCAUCAAAUGUCCUCUUGGGAAAUCAACUGAGUCUACUGGAGCUUUCAGAUUUGAACAUUGUAUUACUGAUUGUCAGAUGGAUGAAAGAGAUGUGAAAUGCGAUGAAAAUGGGAAAUAUAAACCUUCCUACACAGACCCAACCACUAAAAAGUCCUUCUGCGUUGAUAGUUUUGGAGUGAAACUGGAGUGGACAGAAACGGAUAGCUCACUUACGGAUUCCCAGUGUUUAGUUCUCAGACAAUUUGAGAGGGUCCCAGCUUCCAAGCUUUCCUUCUCAACAGAAGAGGUGAAGAUAGUUGGAUCUGUAACCAUCCCAGGAGGACCUGAGAGUGCACUCCAACAGUGCAUUGCAGAGUGUGCGAAGGAUGAAGCAUGUGGAUUUCUCACAUUGUCUACUGCAAGGACAGACAUCCUGUGUGAGCUGUACAGUGCGAUGGAGAGCAAUUACAACUGUUCUGCUUCUGGACUGGUUCAGGGGACUUGGGAUAAUGCCGCCACCACUAGUGUUUCUCGUCUCAGCUGCAUGUUUAAAGUAAGAACCCAAGACCAGAAUGCUGUAAGAGUCUAUCUGAAAAAAGGACAAGAAUUCACAACAGCUGGAGUGAAGACCUUUGAGAUGACCGAUUUCCAGGAUGUUGUUUCUGGCGUGUACCGCAACCUGGUCCUCUCAGCAGCUGGUACAUCUUUGACUGAUGCUCAUCUCUUCUGCCGCCAGGCCUGCAGCCAAGACGCUUGCUGUGACGGAUUUAUCUUGAGCCAGAUUGUACUCGGUGAAGGUAGUGUCUUCUGUGCUCUCAUGAGCUACCCGGAUGCAUUAAUCUGCAAUGUUAAGAACUGGGAUGGAAGCUCUACACGAGGACAAGGAAAUAUGUGCCAAAGUGUAAAGUACAGCGAAGAAAAGAAAAAGUACAGAUUUAUCUUAGGAGGCCAAGUGCUCUCAACAACACCUGAGCUCAUAGAAGAUACUGAAGCUUCUCUUACCACAUUUCAGCGUGUUUAUCUAUGGAAAGAUUCAGCCAUGGAACUCUUUUCUCUGAUGGAAAGCAGCCAAAUACAGAUCGACCAGAGUCGUUCUCUACCAUCCCAAGAAUACUGGCUUUUCCAGCCCAGAUUCUCAGCAGAGGAGGCCCGUCUCUGGUGUCUUGCACGUUGUGUAGAGGAUGCCUUCUGUCAAUUGGCAGACAUCCCAAACAUCGCAGCUUCGGUGUUCUUCCCCUGCACCCUUUUCCCAGUGGCCCAAGUCUGUGACAAUCCCAUAAACAACAUCCCUGAGAACUGUAACAUCGUGUUGCCCCAGAAACCCAACAUCUUGUAUCAGAAAACAGUCUCUCUGGAAGGGAGUGUGAAGAAUUUUUACACCCGCUUACCAUUCCGAAAAAUGUCACAAAUUUCUGUGAUCAGCAAGACGGAUGUGUCUGGGAAAACUGUCUCCAAUGGGUUCUUUGACUGUGAACGCCUCUGUGAUGCUGAUCCUUGCUGUUCAGGCUUUGGACUCUUAAAUGCUUCUCAAGAGACAGGUGGCAAGGUCUUGUGCUUGACCCUGAACAGUUUGGGAAUCCAGGCUUGCAGCGAGGAACUCAGAAGCGACUGGCAGGUUUCAAAUUGUACGUCUCCGGAUACAGAAAUCAAGAUCCACCCCUUUGGCUGGUAUCAGAAAUCAGGGGACCAAACCUCAUCUAUCCCCAGCGUGUGUCCACCUGUUGUUCUACCUGAAAGGCAAGAAAAUGCAUCUUUGGACAAGUGGCAACGUGUUGAUGGGGCUGCUGUUCUCAUUGAUCCCUCCAUUUCCAAAUAUGAUGUUGUGCACAUCAGCCGCGAUGUCUCCAGUGACUUUGCCACCAUCCGAGACUUUUGCCUUACAGCAUGUUCAAAGGAAAAAUUAUGCAUGGUGACUACUCUUGAAAUACAGCCAUCAGCCAUACGAUGCAUGUUUUAUCCAGAAACACAGACUUGCUCAUUUGAUCUCCAAGGCCACCACUGUCGACUUUUGCUGAAGGAACCAGCUACAUAUAUCUAUCGCAGGCAAGAUGGGCUUGUGCCCUUUGCUGAAAUAGGUGAUGCCCCAUCUGUCUCCCUCCAAUCACAAGGAACUUUAUUGGGCACUUCUCAAGUUAUCCGAGUGGGUUCCAACUGGAAGAGAAUCACACAGUUCCUUGGGAUCCCAUAUGCAGCACCUCCAGUGGCGGAUGGCCGCUUCCAUCCACCACAGGCUUUCACUCCAGUAGAAAUGUGGAAUGCCACCAUGAUUCGGAAUAGUUGCUGGCAACCUGGGGAUGGUGAAGGCAUAUCUUCUUCUGUCAGUGAAGACUGCUUGUAUUUGAACAUCUACAUUCCAGAGAACAGUGGUGGAAAUCUACCAGUUCUGGUGUUCUUUCACAAUGGUGUGAGUGGCAUUGACCAACCAAGAAGGACAAUCAUUGAUGGAUCAUACUUAGCAGGAGUUGGAAAUAUUAUUGUUGUAACUGCAAAUUACAGAGUUGGAGUCUUUGGCUUUCUUAGUACUGGCUCCAGUGUGGCGAGAGGAAAUUGGGGGCUUUUGGACCAGGAAGCAGCUCUCAAAUGGACACAACAAAAUAUUGCAAGUUUUGGAGGUGAUCCUGAUCAAAUUGCAGUUGCAGCUGAAGGCAGUGGGGCAGAUAUCACCAGCAUUCACUUGCUUGCAAGCACCGCAGAUUCAUCACUCUUUAAGCGGAUGUUGCUGUUGGGAGGAUCUGCCUUCUCUCCGGUGUCAACGAUCAAUGAGAAGAAAGCAGGGGCACAGGCUGCUGUUUUGGCUCGUGAACUUGGCUGCCCUUCAGACAGCCCCGAAGGAACCGUAUCCUGCCUCCGCCGGUUGCCUGCCAAAGCUCUCAAUGAUGCACAAACAAGGCUUCUAGCUAUAAGUGGACCUUUCCAAUACUGGAGCCCAAUAGUGGAUGGAUCCUUCCUCCGAGAGUCUCUUGCAGGAGCUCUCCAACGGCCUCAAAGUUUGAAGAUAGAUCUGCUCAUUGGAAGUUCUCAACAAGAUGGCCUGAUCAGUCGAGCCAAGGCAAUUAAGCAAUUUGAAGAGAGCCAAGGUCGUGGCGACAGCAAAACAGCCUUCUACCAGGCUCUCCAGAACUCUUUGGGUGGAGAAGAUGCUGACCCCAUUGUGCAAGAUGCAGCCACUUGGUUUUAUUCCCUGCAGCACUCCUCCACUGAAUACGCCUCGUUCUCCAGAGCUUUGGAAAAUGCCACUCGGGACCACUUCAUCAUUUGCCCCACAAUUGACAUGGCCAAAUACUGGGUGGAUCAAGACCGAGGCAAUGUCUUCAUGUACCAUGUGCCAGAAAGCUCCUCUGUGGCCAGUUUAAGCCUAGAGUUCUUGCCUGAUGUCCAGUAUGCAUUUGGGCUGCCUUUCCAUCCUGAGUAUGAAAAUCGGUAUCCUCUAGAAGAAAAGACCCUCUCCUUAGCCAUAAUGCAGUAUUUUGCCAACUUUAUAAAAUCUGGAAACCCAAAUGGCCCUUAUAAAUUCUCCAGAAAAGUGGUUGGAAUUGCAUCCCCUUGGCCUAUGUUUCAAGCAGACGCUGGCAGAGACAAUUAUAAAGAAUUUACUGCUUCUUUGAAGAACCAGAAAGGGCUGAAAAAGGCAGAAUGUUCCUUCUGGUCUGAUUAUAUCAAAACACUCAAGAUGUCAGCAAGAUGCGGAAGAGAGCAGCCUGCCGUAAGCAAUCCCAGGGAUGAACCCGCUGAGGCAUCCUCUUCUAAAACGACUCCAAUGAAGCCCCCAGAAGACAAAGUGGCUUAUAGCAAAUAAAAUGCAGCACUUCCAUCUGGUUUUGGAUCUGGUUAUUGUGCCCCAAAUGGGUGAAUCAUCUAGUUGUAGCAUAAUGGCAUUUUUGUAUUCAAUUGCAUUGCUAUGAGAUAUGCUUUGUGUCAUAUGAGACAGGUGAAAUCCAAAAUGGUAUAGACAUGGUCCUGCCCAGUGAAUCAAAUCUGUUGAAUAUCAGAUUGUAAGCACACCACUCAA
Molecule: messenger RNA, 8412 nt
Organism: Anolis sagrei ordinatus
Lineage: Eukaryota; Metazoa; Chordata; Lepidosauria; Squamata; Anolidae
Source: RefSeq, a predicted model, not a curated record